UUCUUGCGCGAGGAGUCUCAUGUGCACUCUCGCCUCACCUGUGCAUGCCAUUGCCCGCCGCAUAUUCUUCAGUUCAUUUCGUUCCAAGACCGAAUCAAAAACAUCAAGCUCAAUAUCGCCCAUCGAGUGGCCCAGCUCCAUGACGAGCCAGAGGAUGGCGACAGCUUUUUCAACGAAGGGCUUCUCAAAUGGAGGGAUACAAACUGCACCACCCACUUCACGCAGUUCUGCCGGGCCGUUAGCCCGCUCUGUCAGUCGCUCCCCCAGCUUCUCUAUCACAAGGAAGCUAUAGUCAAGCACAUUGAGUCGUACAUGACGAUUGAACACGAGCUCGCCCUCGAGCCAUUGCUCAAUCUUGUGACGCUCAUUGCUCGGGAUCUGCAAGACGAGUUUUAUCCCUACUUUCCCCGUGUAUUUCUUUGCAUGCGCGCCAUUAUCAAGAGCAAUCCUGGCGCAGCAAUCUAUGAGAUGGCAUUCCAGUCCAUGGCCUACCUCUUCAAAUACUUGUCCGCGGAGCUGAUUCGUGAUGUUGAUGCUACCUACGAUCUUGUGCUGCCCUUGCUUGGCGACUCAAAGUACUUUGUCCGGAACUUUACGGCUGAGGCAUAUGGGUUCCUGCUCCGGAAGGUGACCGGUGACCGUGCCGACAGAAUCUUUCAUAAUAUGAUCUCGUCGCUCGAGGAAUCGCAAAGCCAAGAUCUCUGCGAUGGCUUGGCAGUCACGUUUUUUGAGUCCAUCAAGCAUGUCAAUCACCACCUUCAUUCCAAGGCCAAGCUCACUCUCGCCCGUCUCUUGGCGGCAGUUUUCAAACAAACAGACGAGAAUGACAUUGCCUUCGAAAUGGCCGUCAAAGUGUUUGCCAUGUCAGCUCAUCAUGCCAACUCAGCAACACUCUCAGAGGUCUUUGAUUUGGCGAUCGAAUCGGUCGAGCAGCAGCAAUCCGAUUUUGAUAUUGCAAGUGCCUCUCCGGAAAAGCUGGUCACAUUCGGCAAAUCCCACGCUGUGCUCAGCACCCUCGUCGGCCUGCGAAAGGGCACUCGUGUUACAGAUCUGAAGAGACUGUUUCGACUUUUCGAACAGUCGCUGAGGCUUGUGGCCGCAUCUGCCAGUGAUAGCUAUUGCGCCACGGAGGUCAUCAAAGGGUAUGCCACACUUGUCUCGAUUUCACCCUUCGACGACGUCCUCGUUCUCGGACACAAUGGCAUCAAGAUCGUCUUUGAACUCAAGAGUCGGAUCUAUACGCUGUUGUUUUGCGAGCAGUUGCAGUUGAUGAACUGGGAGCACUAUGGACGAUUUAUUGUGCCAAAGCUACUAGAAUUCUGGAAGACGCGAUGGGAUCAGAACAUCGCCCUUGGAGUCUUGGCCGUGAGCCGUAUAUUCGAAUCCGGAUUCGAGGAUUACAUUCCGAUGCUGCCAGCGGCGCUCAAGAGCCCGAGCGGUUUUGUCAAGCUCGCGGUGACUGGCGGAAAGGGGCCCAAGGGCACCCAUGGCAUACGCUUGGACGAUCUUUUCAAGCUCCUGAACGCACUGCCGGCUCGCGCCCUGUUCAUGGCCGAUGCAACGGAUAACAAGGCCUCGCUUGUUUCAGCGUCGAUUGUGUGCUUGCAGUACCUGGACAUUGACUUUGAUGUCGUAUUCGGUGCACUGGUGCUGAGGCUCCGCGAGCUGGUCGGGGUCGCCCAAAAGUUGCCAAAGAUCUCAGCUGCCAGCCUGGCAUUCUCUAUCAUUGGCCAACUCCUUUCGGCAAUCACCGUUCGGUGUCGCAAGUCGGGGCAAGUUGCUCAACUUGCUGGGCUCUGGGAUUUGGUCGUACACGAUCUGAUCUCGGCCCUUGGCCGCCACUCGGUCAUUUUGGAGGAGGUCACAAAGUUUUGUGAGGCCCUGCGCUACUCUGGCAAGCAUGGAGAGUGUUUUACUGCCGAGAAGCUCAAGAGAGUAUUCCCGGUUCUGAAGCCGCAGAUCGGCUCAUUCGAUAACAAUACGCGCAAGCAUGCCUUGGCCAUCCUUCUUCUCUUUGAUCAGCUUCCGCUGGUGUAUUCUUCCGAAAGCGACCAUUCCGGAACAUGCCCUAUCCUGCAAUACUGUUACGACAUUGAGUGUCUUGAAAACUCGAUCCAGUCGCUUCGUGAAAAAACCAUGCUGUUGAGAAAAAUCGAUUCCCUCGUAACUUCCAAGACCCUGCCCGCCCUUUAUAUCGACGUGCCUGUGCGCUACUUCCUCGCUCUUCUGAGCGUCAAUUUCGCUCCCCUGUGGCCGUCGGUCUCCCAGUCGCUCGCCAACGCGGCUUCGGCCGAUCACAAGACUUUCUGGCCCAUCUACUUUGAGCGGUUUCUAGAGGCCAAAGAGCAAAGUCUUCAUCCCACAGAUAAACGCGGCAUCGAGAGCCAGUCAGCGUCCGAAGGGGGCUACAAGGCAAUCAAAGACACCUAUCUGAGAUGCCAUCAUCUUGAUCUCGUCAAAUCAUCCAACGCAUCUGCAUGCGAGGUCUACCGCGACCACGCUGUUGAGCGACUGCUGAUGCGGCACGGUUGGAUUGGUCACGAUGCAUCGGCGAAUGAUAAUCUUGGUCGAGCCGCCACGAUUGCCACGAUUGUCACGAUUGCCAGAGAUCUCUGGGCUGAUAUUCAUCCUGCUCUCCGUCUUGACUUGCCGCAACCAGCGCUCAACCGUUUCGACUAUGUCAACUAUUUCCAGCUAACCAUCAGAACCCUGGGUCUGUGCCCUCAAGUUGUUCAGCAAGAGUCCAAGUCGCUUGUCCCGCUGAUCAUCAACAUACUGCGCAAACCGGCCGACGAGGAUACUGAGAUCCCAGGAGAGAUGGCCGACGCACAAACUCAGCUGUCCAGAUCGGCAUCCCCAAUGCAGAUCAGAAACACAAUCGUGGAGCUCCUGAAGAUGUUUGCACAGAUCCGCCGUCCUGCCAAAUUGCAUCUCGCCUCGGAGCUGUAUCAAAUUUAUCUUGACUACCUGAUCAAGGGCGAUGCGAAGCUGCAGCAACUCGCGCUCGAUUGCCUGUUCACGUUCAAUGAUUCCGGCGUGAUUGCUUACAAGGAGCAGCUCCUCGGUUUGGCUGACGAUCAGAAAUUUCGUGACUUUUUGAGCACCUGGGACGUCGAGCAGAUGCACGCUCAGAUUACCGUUGACAAGUUACCACCCCUGAUCGAGAUCCUUAUUCGCGUGCUCUACGGCAAGGUCAUCUCUCGCCGCGGCCGACACAGCUCAAAGCACAGCCACCGCACCAGACGGCUGGCCGUCUUUGCGUUUCUGACUUCGCUCAGCGACUCAGAGCGACUGCGGUUUGUCGAUGUGAUGCUGACGCCGUUCAGCGACAUCUUUGGGCAACCAGCCGCCCCCGACAACACGAUGCAGCUGUUCCCGAUUUCGGCCCUCCAGUCGCCCGAUUCGCUCAACAAGCAGAUUGGCUUCUUGCGCAGUCUCGAAGAACUUAUCAAACAGUUCCGCACCCUCGUUUCGCCUUUUAUCGACAAGCUCAUGCGCGCCACCAUAUGCAUGGCGUAUCACGCCGAAUGCACCCUGAGCAGCUCCAAGGCGCUUGCAGACUUGGGCGCGGGCGGCGCUCAAUCAGACGGCGAUGACAACUCCGAGAACGCCGACGAGGGUGUUGAUGGAGAUACCGACGGCCAGAGCAGCCUUGCUCAGCUGCGCUCCAUUCGCCAGCUGGCGAUUCGGCGGCUCACUCAGAUAUUCGAUAUGGAUCUUGACGUGAAUUACGGCUCGUUUAUGCCGGCUAUUUUCAGUAGCAUCAUCGACCCUCGGAUCGAUACCCUCGCGCGCGAGAAUACUCAGGGGCCAAGCUCUCUUGUCGAGUUGGUGGUUACCUGGAGCAAGCACCGCCGAACUAUUCCGUUCCUGGUUCGGUACAACCCCCUCCUGCUGACUCGGGCUCUUGCUCUGCUCUCAGCCAAGAAAGUGCAUACUUGGGUCAUUGCGUCGGUUACUUCAAUCAUCGAGUCGCUGCUGGAGUGCAGUACAGAGCACCCCGAAGACCUAGUGAUGGACACGAUCGUCAGGCCGCAUCUUUCGGUGAUUUUGGAGAAGCUGGGAUACGCCUUGGUGCAUCACAUUAUGGCGUCGUCAGGCCCUGUUCAGCUGGUGGGCGACAAUGUUCCAACGCGCAUCAUUCGCGUUCUCGCCAAACUCUCCAAUUUCGCUCAGAGCACCGAGCAGAUCGAGUCCAUCGUCGAUCUGCUUGUCCCCUUCUUGAAGCGACCCGGCAAGUUCGUGCCCGAGAUCAUCAAAACCGAGAUCAUCACCAUCCUGGCCAACUUCCUCCCGCACCUGCCAACGGUGCAGAGCCAAACACCGUCAUCAACAAAGUACUAUGGCAUCGCCUCGCAGCUGUUUUCCAUCACACAUACUCGCGAGUGCCGCACCCAGGCGGUGGCUUUGUUUGCCCGCUUUGCUGAAUUGGAACCCGAAUUGGCUGUGGUUGCCGAGCUCGUCCAGGGCUUGAAUGCUUUUUCGACCAGGCGAAUGGACGAGCCUGAUUUUGACCGCCGCUUCGACGCUUUCAACAAAGUCAGCCGAGAGCUCCACCCUGAUCUCGUCCCGGUACAGUGGCUUCCUUUGCUGCAUAACUUUGUGCACCAUGUCCAGGAUCCAACCGAGUACUCUAUCCGAAGCAAUGCCGCUUUUUGCAUCGUCAAGUUCCUGGAAAACGCCGCCGCCCAGCAGGACUUGCAAGCAGAAUACUCCGAGGCCUUCAUGAGCCAGGUUGUCCAUGUCGUCUUUCCGGCCCUGAAACGCGGCCUCAGGAUCAACGCGGAGCCCGUCCGUCAAGAGUUUGUGGGCGUCUUGGGCUCCUUGGUGCGGCUGUUCCCCAGCGCUCCCAACUUCAAGGACAUGGUUGUGCUUUUGCACGGUGAUGACGAUGAGGCCAACUUCUUCAGCAACAUCAACCAUCUGCAGAUACAUCGUCGCGCCAAGGCGCUGCGCCGGCUUGCUGGCGUGAUUCAAGAGGGGAGAAUCCAACCGGCCAACGUUUCCAAUGUGUUCGUGCCCAUGAUCAAGCACUAUAUCUUCGCAUCAGAACAGACAAGCGAGCAAACGCUCCUCAACGAAGCAAUCUCCACCGUUGGUUCCUGUGCCGGAGCUCUCCCAUGGGGCUCGUAUUAUUCGCUCCUACGACAGUUUACCAUGGCCCUCCCGAAACUCCCCACCCUGGAAAAGGUGCUCAUCCGCACCAUUAUUGCCAUCCUGGAAAAGUUCCAUUUCUUGAUGGCGUUGGCUCCUGUCGCCGAGCCCGACCAUAUUGAUGGCCAACCAAAGAGCGAUCACGACAAUGAGGCCGUUGGUGCCGAGCAUGAUGACGAAGAGGCUGAGCACGCCGAGGCCGAGGCCGAGCCUGUGGUGGAUGCAUCUGCCUCGAGCCAGUCUCAGGAAGCGCUUGCGAUCAAGGUCCACAACAUCUUGCUCGAAAAGAUUAUUCCGGAUCUCUAUAAGCUCCUUACCAAGGACGACGAUGAUACUCUCAGCAGCCGUGUACCCAUCGCGCUGGCCAUCGCUCGCCUUCUCAAGCAGUUACCAGCAGCUUCGCUCGACUUGCAGCUUCCUAAAUUGCUUACCACAAUGUGCAAUCUUCUCCGCAGCAAGCGGCAAGAUAUCCGCGACACCACACGCGAGACCUUGGUCAAGAUAGCGCUGCACAUGGGUCCCAAGUAUCUUCUGUUCCUCGUCAAGGAGCUGGAUCGUGCGCUUCAGAGAGGCUACCAGCUUCACGUUCUUGGGUACACAAUUCAUCAUUUGUUGAUGGGAAUCUGCCCCAUGCUCUCCACCGGCGAUUUGGAUAUCUGCACUGGGCUUCUCAUCAAGAUCAUGGUGAACGACAUUUUUGGCGAGACCGGGAAGGAGCGCGAGGUCGAGGAGCUCCGCGGCAAAAUGCGCGAGAUCAAGGCAACCAAGAGCUUCGACUCGUUUGAGCUACUGGCCGGUAUCAUUUCGUUUGAGCACAUCGGGGCCGCCCUUCUGCCGCUGAAGGAGCUGAUGCUCGAGACAAACAACUCCAAGGUCACGAAGAAGAUCGAAGAGGUCCUGCGCCGCAUGGCCCUAGGGCUCAUCAAGAAUCCUGAUCUGACACCAAAGAACUUGAUGAUCUUCAUACACGGCCUGAUCAACGAGAUACUCCCGCUUUCUCGCUUGGACCAGCAGAAGAAAGAAGCUGCCAGCGAGGCUGAAAAGACCUUCCUGGUCGAGCUCGGACGCACCAACAACGCGCAGCCACUGAAGUAUUUCCAGGCCAAUGCCUUCAUGUUUAUCGAAUUCGGCCUCUCGCUCUUGAUGUCUGCCCUCAAGCAAGAGAAAAUAUCGACGCGCGACCCGGACCACUUGGCCAUGCUCGACCCCAUGCUGACGGUGCUUGGGCGGUCGCUCUACUCGCAGCAUGCCUCCGUCAUUAUCCUCGCCCUGCGUAUUCUCUGCAUCUUGUUCAAGGCUCCUUUGGCAAGCAGCAAGGAGGUGACGAGUGCGGUCCAAAAGCGGCUCUUUGAAAUCAUUGCCAAGGCCACCACCACCAACUCAGAGCUGGUACAGUCCACCUUCCGACUUUUGGUCGUCAUUAUUCGCGACUGCUCCGCUUCGGAUGUGACCCAGAAACAACUCGUCACCAUCAUCACGAUGAUCCAGCCCGACAUCGAGGAACCUGAGCGUCAAGUCACAACAUUCUCGCUGAUCCGAGCCAUUCUCACCCGCAAGUAUGUGGUCAAGGAAAUCUAUGACCUCAUGGACACUGUUGCAACGGUGAUGAUCACCAGCCAAAGCGGGCAAGUCCGCGAGCUCUGCCGUGGCGUCUAUCUGCAAUUCCUACUUGACUACCCGCAUGGACCGACGCGAUUGGAGAAGCAGAUUCGGUUUUUGGUGAAGAACUUGCAGUAUCAGUACGAAAGUGGGCGAGAAUCGGUCAUGGAAAUGCUCCACCUCGUGAUUGUCAAGUUCCUGGACGAAGUGCUCUAUGAGUAUUCGGAGAUGGUGUUCUUGGCGCUCGUGAUGAGCAUGGUUAACGACGAGUCUGCAAAAUGCAGAGAAAUGGCGGCAGCCCUCCUUGUCAGCUUACUGAAGCGCGUCGGUGUGGCCAAGGGCGAAAAGCUGAUGACGAUGGUCAACAAGUGGUUUGAUCAGCCCGAGCAACUGCACCUCCAGCGCACCGCUGCCCAACUGAGCGGCCUCUUUGUCGAAGGAUAUCAACAAAGCGCCUCGAGAUGGCUGCCUCAACUGCUGAAGCAUCUACAAGCCCUGCUUGCGACCGUCAUCGACGAAGUCGAAGCUUCCCAGGAAGAUGAUGAGUUUGAUCAAGACGAAAAGCCCCAGCGGUGGGAGAUUGGAUACUACGCCUUGUCCACAUUCAGCCGCAUCGUUCAGGUCUUCCCGGCAAGCGCGACCCAAAAAUCCACCGAGCCCAUUUGGAUCCAGCUUCGGACGCUUCUACUCUACCCACAUCAAUGGAUCCGAUCACUGAGUGACAAGAUCCUAGGGGCGCUCUUCUCGAUCCUUGACGCUGAUGGGCAAGACGAGGGUCGCCAUAUUUUGCUCAAAUCCCAGCAGGAUACCUUCCAGCUUGCCAUCCAGCUUCAUCGGCAGCUUGGUUCGUCAUUUUUAACGGCUGAGUGUGGAACCCAGCUUGUUAAGAACUUGUUUUUCGUCGGGAAGCAGCUCUACAACAACGAUGAAGGCGACGAUGAUGAUCACGAUCGAGCGUCCACAUCUGCUGGCGCUCUCCAACAGAGCCGAGCUCCCAACCAACGCCACAACAGCUCCGAAAACAGCCGCUCACCCCUGCUGACGUUAUUCAAGAAGCUUUCAUACAUCGCCAGAAUGGAUGGAAUGCGAAGAGCGAGCAACCCUGUUACUAAAACAAGCAUCUUUCAGUGGUUUGCUGCCAUGGCUACAUUUAUCCCACCGACCCGGCUGAAGCCAUUCCUUCAUGCAAUGCUGACAAUUCUCUACCGGGUCUCGGUGGAUGAUACUGCCAAGGGCAAGGAUGCUGAGGACCACAAGCUCUUGGCCUCGGAAGUCAUGGAUCUCCUCCAAAAGAAAGCCGGUCAUGAAAUGUAUUUGGAUGCGUACAACAGUGUCCAUUUCCACGUUCAAAAUGUUCGUCGGGAUCGGAAAACCAAGCGAGCAGUCCAGACUAUCGUCGACCCCGAAGCUAUGGCCAAGCGGCGCAUUCAGAAAAACGAAAUGAAGCGCGCGAACCGCAAGCGCAAGGCAGAGGUGAUGGCCUCACAUCGCGUCCGA
Polychytrium aggregatum is the source of this 8250-nucleotide messenger RNA. RefSeq names its product armadillo-type protein. The transcript has 19 exons. The record is from RefSeq and is a predicted model, not a curated record. Gene Ontology annotation, cellular component: 90S preribosome; small-subunit processome; nucleolus. NCBI's taxonomy places the organism in Eukaryota, Fungi, Chytridiomycota, Chytridiomycetes, Polychytriales. The annotation marks the transcript as partial.